Biomphalaria glabrata is the source of this 700-nucleotide messenger RNA. Its product is annotated as cytochrome c oxidase subunit 7C, mitochondrial-like. Bases 275 to 589 code for a protein of 104 amino acids. Lineage: Eukaryota; Metazoa; Mollusca; Gastropoda; Planorbidae. The transcript is spliced from 4 exons. Gene Ontology annotation, biological process: mitochondrial electron transport, cytochrome c to oxygen. The record is from RefSeq and is a predicted model, not a curated record.
AAAAUCUACAUCUGGAUUCUUGACUCAACUUCAUCUAUCUGAAUUUGUUUGAUAAGUGACUAAAAUCUGGCAUCAGCAAAGUUUACGAAGUUGCCGUUAUUUUUGGAACACGAAUCUAUUUUGUCUGAAUUUCAGACUGUACAUGAAAAGAUCUAAAUAUAGAUCUGAGUCUUUACUUAUUUCAUAGCUGGACUGUGGAGUCUAUAGACAUAACUUUUGAUUCGACGUGUAGAUGAUCAUUAGACACAAGAUUUAGAUCUCUAGAACUGGUGCAAUGGCUGCUGCUUUAAGAGCUUUAUCUUCAAGUGCCAGAAAGUUUUCAUGUUCUGCAGUGAAACAAAGUCAGAUUAUACAACAGGAAGGAAUCCCUGGAUCUAACCUUCCAUUUGAUAUUCACAACAAAAAGAAACUGACAGCUGUCUUCAUACUUUACUUCAGUAGUGGUUUGACUGUACCAUUUCUCAUUCUUAGACACACUCUGUUACAGAAAUAUUCAUCACCCAAUGCAAUCUCCAAGCCAACCAGUACUACUAUUAAACCCUUGUAUGAUGGGGAUGAAGCAGAGCUUGAGAAUGGAGUUAUCAUCUAAAAUAAUGCUGUUUGUUUAUUAACAACUAUUUUUAAUUUCUAUUUCACAGUUUGUAGUUAUUUAUUAAUUAGAUUACUUUAACUUUAUUAAACUGGCUGUUUAUUUGGUUCA